Messenger RNA from Andrographis paniculata, 411 nucleotides. RefSeq lists its product as uncharacterized. The record is from RefSeq and is a predicted model, not a curated record. The transcript is spliced from 2 exons. Lineage: Eukaryota; Viridiplantae; Streptophyta; Magnoliopsida; Lamiales; Acanthaceae. The coding region runs from base 1 to 411 and encodes 136 amino acids.
AUGGAGUCGCCAGCGAAGCAGGCUGUAAAGCCGCUUUCAGAAAGAAAGCAGGCCAUGGAGACGCCAAGGAAGCAGGCCAUGGAGCUGCCAAGGAAACAGGCUGUGGAGCCGCUUUCAGAGAGAAAGCAGGCCGUGGAGCUGGUUUCAGAGAAAAAGCAGGCUAUGGAGCCGCUUCCAAAAAGAAAGAAAGUCAUGGAGCUGCCAAGGAAGCAAGCUGUGGAACUACUAAGGAAGCAAGUUCUGGAGCCAUUUUCAGAAUGGAAGCAGGUUGUAGAGCCGCUUUCAGAGAGGAAGCAGGUUGUGGAGCCGCUUUCAGAAAGAAAGCAAACUGUGGAGCCGCUAAAGAACCAGGCUAUGGAGUCCUUUCCUAAAAAGAAACAAGUAGAGGAGCCUCCGGAAGAAGUUCAAUAG